GACCAACGCAUGCUUCGCUAUCGGCUUUCUACAAUACACCUACGCCAUAAGACUUCUUGUGCGCGAAGGCCAAGGCCCCAUACCCUUCUGGAUGCAAACCUUCUACGUCGCUCACGAAUUGACAUUUGUUUAUCUCUUCGCCGAAGCGGCGCCUCGCUACGAUUACCAUUGGUUCUUCGUCUCAACCUCAUUCUCGCUAGCAGUAUGGGCAGUUCUUGAGAUAUUUUGCAUGUGGUAUACCAUACAGAGCCCCAAAGACCGCAUCGCCACCUUUUCGCCUCUCUUCGGAAAACAGCCGGCUACUUCGUCAAUCUUGACGUACACUUUCUUUCUGCAGCUCGCUAUGUUUGCACUGGUCUGGAUAUUGAUCGAGUUCCUGGGCGCUGGUAGCUUCAUGCUCACAGGAGCGCUCACCAAUGUCCUUCUGAUCAUCGGGCCGACACACGAGUACCUGUCUCGUGGGUCACGAAACGGUCUGUCGAUUGGGUUCUGUCUGACUAAUGUGGCUUGUGUCAUAUGGACGUUUGCCCCGUUCAGCUUGGGAGCCGCUGUCUUGCCUGAGAUUUUCGAUCAGCCUAUCAUGUAUGUCGCAGGAAUUAUCUUGCUGGCGUAUUCGGUAUGGUUGACGACUGUGGUCGCGUCUUACCCUCCCAAGACAGCUACGAAGGGACAGCCGACGCCAAUUUGGUAGGAUCUUCACAGAUUUGGAAAGGUCUUCAGUAUGUAAGCCCU
Messenger RNA from Fusarium oxysporum Fo47, 732 nucleotides. RefSeq lists its product as uncharacterized. The transcript has a single exon. The record is from RefSeq and is a predicted model, not a curated record. NCBI's taxonomy places the organism in Eukaryota, Fungi, Ascomycota, Sordariomycetes, Hypocreales, Nectriaceae. The coding region runs from base 92 to 691 and encodes 199 amino acids.